AAUUUGCAGAUGUCAGUAGUUUCUUAUAAUUCGGGUACUAAAGGGGUUAGCGAAUUGUUGUCACCGUACGCUGCAUCACCAUACGCAGCUCUGGAUGGCUUGUAUGUUUUGCAUGACGAACUGGGUUCCGGUGGUUUUGGCAAAGUACGCUUGGCAACACAUUUACUGACUUCACAGAAAGUUGCGAUUAAGAUCAUAGAUAAGCUCAAAAUCAAGAAGGAGGACCUACCUCGAGUAAGGACUGAGUUGGACGCGUUGAUGCUGUUAUCACACCAAAACAUAUGCAGACUGUACCAAUGUAUUGACACACCGUUGAAAUUUUUUAUUGUUAUGGAGUAUUGUAGUGGUGGUGAAAUGUUCGAUUAUAUUGUUAAAAAGGAACGGUUGGAAGAAUCCGAAGCACGUCACUUUUUUCGCCAGCUUGUUCAAGCUAUUGCGUAUGUUCACAGCAUGGGAUUUGCCCAUAGAGAUUUGAAGCCCGAAAAUCUGUUACUAACUGAAGAUUUGCAAUUGAAACUCAUUGAUUUUGGUCUUUGCGCCAAACCGGAGCUUGGAUUGUGUGAUUUUUUACAUACAUGUUGUGGCUCACCUGCCUAUGCUGCUCCUGAACUUAUUCAGGGGUUACCAUAUAAAGGUCAUCAAGUUGACAUAUGGUCGAUGGGCGUUCUGCUUUAUACACUGCUUUGUGGCUGCUUACCAUUUGAGGAUGACAGUGUCCAAAAGUUGUACAUGAAGAUUGCGACUGGAAGAUAUUAUGAACCAGACUAUCUGAGCCCUACAAGUAGAGAUUUGCUGAGGUCCUUAUUGCAAGUAGAGCCUGAGAAGCGCAUCACUAUUUCUAAACUGAUCGUCCAUCCGUGGAUCAAUAAAAAAUACACUCAGACACUGAAAUGGAAAUCUAUAUAUGAUAAAAAUAUCGUCGAUGACGAAGUGGUCAUAGAGCUUGCUUCCCAUUUUGGACGACCAUUUAGCGAGAUGGAAGCUCUUGUUAAGGAGUGGAAAUUUGACUAUCUAACUGCUACUUAUCGUUUGUUGUUACAACAAAAGAGACGUGGAAUGAAUUUCGUCUUGCCAGUACUGAAGCCUAGGGAUGGAACGGCCAAUCCAAAGCAAAUUGUUUUGAGUUCUCAAACAAUACAUUCUUCACUAGAUAACGAUUUAAAUAAUUCUGGCUUGGACGAGAAUGAUUCGAUGACAUCAGAAACAGAUGGAUCUACAUCAAAGAUGCAUGGCAUUAGGAACUCGUUUGAGGGAGACAAUCCCAUCUCUCUAGCAGGAACUCAACACGACAAAAAUUUAUCUUAUGCUUACGCGAUGCUUAAUAUGCCUUCCACCCACUCGGGAAGCUCACCCAAGCAGCGUGCUGCCUGUGGCAUUCGGCAGGAAAACGACUUUGCUAGUGCUCAAUCAGUUUGUGAUACGCCAGCACGACAUCGAACCAAACCUCAAUGUGGUAUUGGUUUUGAUUCUCGUUUUUAUUACCGUGCAAACAACAAAGAAAACUGGAAUCCAGCCACCACAAGAGUGUGUGGGCCGAUAAAGAUUUGCGAUGAUCGCCCAAGGAGCAAUCUUUAUGCAACACCUUUGCGACUUCCUCCCUCUUGUACACCUUCUACGAAGAUGAGGUCACGAUCGAUGGAGCGUGGUGAAACUUCACCACAUACUCCUGUACGAGAUAAUACAGCAUACCCAACACAUAUUCCACGAUCAUCAUCUAAGACACCGCGUCUUCGCCAGCGAGUUUUCGCAUCACUAGAACGGCAAGCUGAUAAAAUGAUCAAUUUGCUGACACCUCGCAAAGUUAAAAAUAAUCAACCUGAAAUGCUGAAGCAAACCAAGACAAUGGUCAAUGUGUCGAUUACAUCUUCUAAGAAUCCGGACCGUGUACGUCGCGAACUGAUGCGCGUUUUCGCUGAACAAAACAUUACAACCGAACAUCAUGGCUGGAAAAUAUCUGGUCGAAGAAAAGAUGAAUUCAACCGGAUGAUGACAGUAGAAUUAGAGGUGGUUUGGAUUGAAAUGGGUAAUAAGGAGAAGUUGGUAGGCGUUAAACGGAAACGUCUUAAUGGCGAUGCUUUUCUGUAUAAAAAAGUUUGUGAACAAGUCCUGCAGUUAGCCGGUUUGUAAUUCCAUUCACAAUCAUUUGGUGACGUGGAAUUCUUGAAUUACAAUAAAAUCAUUCAGAUAACACUUUUUGAAUGCUUGGUACAUUUAAAAGUACGAAAUUUAGACCUGUAAAUGUAGAAAUAGCUUUACUUGUAGAAAUAUUGAAUUACGUUUAAAUCAUUCAGUCAUCCUGCCGAAUUUUCUGUUCUUAGUAUAUGGAUUGUCGUCCAGGCGUUUGAUUUUUAAUGCCGAUAUUAUAUUUGUGUAGCUGUUUUGCUUGUAUUAUAUAGUUUGAGAACAUCGCUGAUGACUUUUCCUCUAGAUUAUCAUUGUUAAAAUGAAUCUCAAGCUGUAGUAUUGUGUGUUUUCUUUAAUUCAUAUAAGCCGUCCUUUUUUUCCCGAUUUUUGUUCAAUUAAUAUUAAAUUAAACAGGAAAUAAUCAGGAUUUGAAUAUUAACUGGGAUUUACCAUCUUUGUCAUCUCGCUAUGAAUUGCAGCCUUCUCAUGGUGCUAAUUUCAUUUUUGAUUUGAUGUAUUCAGUUAAAAAGUCAAGACUGAAUUUGCCAUACUCACAUUGUUGAAUUUGCUACACUCAUUUCUCUCGAGUUAUUGUCAGUGAAAUUUUUAACGCCUUAUAAUCAGGUCUUAUCUGUGUUUACGCACUUCAAUUGCGACUGAAAAAUGUUCGUUUAUUUGAUAAUAACCGUAAUCAAAAAGUCAGCAUUUCUUCGUCGGCGGUAAAGUAGUUACCGGUUCACAGUUUUGCUCACUUUUUAUGUAUACUCAUUAAAUGUUUUGAAUCAAUAUUCAAAUUACUUUGUUGUUUUUCAGCAGUAUAUGUCGUAAGUAGCGCUUUUUCACCUCAUGUUUUCUUUACCUAUAUUAACCAUCUAUUUAGACAUAUAAGUCUUGAAGCAUCGGAAACAUACCGUAUUUAUUGUUUCCCAUUUAAUGGGUAACAGAGGCUAUGGUUUAUGCUGUAUUAGUUGC
Messenger RNA from Loa loa (African eye worm), 3096 nucleotides. Its product is annotated as CAMK/CAMKL/MELK protein kinase. Gene Ontology annotation, cellular component: cytoplasm. Gene Ontology annotation, molecular function: ATP binding; tau-protein kinase activity; protein serine/threonine kinase activity. Gene Ontology annotation, biological process: protein phosphorylation; microtubule cytoskeleton organization; intracellular signal transduction. Lineage: Eukaryota; Metazoa; Nematoda; Chromadorea; Rhabditida; Onchocercidae. The transcript is spliced from 15 exons. The coding region runs from base 10 to 2127 and encodes 705 amino acids. The record is from RefSeq and is a predicted model, not a curated record.